GCAUCAGAGGCAGCGGCAGAGCCUGAUACGCCACUGACAAUCAGAGCUGCCAGCGCGAGGCAGACAAACACAGCACCUAGUUUUACUGAUGUAGAUACUGGGGGAUAGAGGGCGGACGGGCAGGGGAGACAUUGCAGGAGAGACCGGCAUCCGUAAGUCCAGCCGUUAAAAUGGCGGUGAGGCAAAGGAUUUUCAACUCGACGGCACCUUUCUCUGGUUCACCCAAAGCUGAGCUUAAGGGGUCUUACCCAUCCAGCUCAGCCCCUGACCAGGAGACAGAGGAGGAAGAAGAGGAGGGGAAGGACUGCAAAAUGGGCAUCACACAUUUCUUCACAUCACCGCUAAUAAACAAAGUCCUGACACAUGGAACUGCAGAGCAAGUGGGAACAAUGCCAUUGAAGACCUCAACCUUCAUUGCUCAGGCUGAAUGUGAAACCCAGGACUCCCAGGAGUUUAGUCCGUCUUGUUCCGAGCGUUUAUUUGUGCCCUCUCCCAACUGCUUCAUCAGCAGCGUUUGCCUAGAGAAGAACAAUGUGGUGCAUCCAACCACAGCCUCAGUCCAGGAGCCAAGAGUGUCAUCAGGACGACUCACCCCCAAAAAGAAGAACAGAAAGAGACAGAGGCGUAAGGCAAGGAACAAAUUAGAAACAGCAAAGAAGGAGAAGCAGCAAAACAGACACCGCCUACCUUCUGGAGUCCCUGAACAGGAGAGUGGAAGUUCUCAGGUCCAGAUCCAGGAGCACUUGCAAUUUGGAUCCAGUGACGAACUGAGUACUUCAUGCUGUAGCAGCGUUGAAAGUUCAGAGGAGCAGGACAGAGGGCCUGCUCUCUACAGACGCUCGAUCUACAGCACAGGCUCUAGCUGCACCCCUCUGCCAUGGAUGCAACUGAAGGUCUGCGAACCCUUCCCCAGACACCAUUCCAGUGUCAAGUCCUAUGGGGACUCAGACGACUCAGACUCCCACAGCAGCCUGGGAGACUGUUCGCUGGCCCUGGCCGGCCUCAGGGGCAAUGUCAGUCAGGGAGACCGUUGCUAUGCAGAGCCUUUUUCCAAAGACAUAGUGAGGGAAGUAAGAGAGGAGGACGAAGAAGAGUUCUCAGCAGUUGAUUCCGUUUGCAAUGAGGGGAUCAUCUUUUACAAUGAUAAAAUCCAGCCUGUGGACUCUGAAUACAGGGAGGGAAGAGAGUAUGUCCUCACAAAGUUUAUCAAGGAAGGGUCCUUUGGAGAAGUAUACAGUGCAGAGGAUAUCAACACAGGCUUCAAAUUUGCUGUCAAAAAGAUGACUCUGAAGAGAUUCAGCAGCGAGGAGGUGGGUGCGUGGAGUGCCCUUAAAUCUCCCCGUGUGGUGGAACUCUUCGGAGUGGUCAGGGAGGGACCUAACGUCAUACUUUUGAUGGACCAGAAAUCUGGCUCCUUGGGCCAACUAAUAGUGGAGCGUGGCCGGCUGCCUGAGGAUUUAGGCCUCCACUACAUGUCUCAAGUGUUAACAGGAGUGGAGUACUUGGUGAAGAAAAGAGUGGCUCAUCUAGACAUAAAGGCUGAAAAUGUUUUGCUGUCGGGGGACGGUAGAGAUUGCUUCUUGUGUGACUUUGGUCAUGCUGAGAGACUAAACAAUUGGGGACAGGGCAUCAGUGGAUCCAAUGAGCUAAAGGGCACAGAGACCCACAUGGCCCCUGAGGUUGUAAAAGGGGAACCACGCGGAGCUAAAGCAGAUGUGUGGAGCAGCUGCUGUAUGUUUCUGCACAUGCUCAAUGGGUGUCAUCCCUGGACAACAUACUAUACCUGCAGGCUUUACCUGAAGAUCGCCAAUGAGCCUCCCCCUCUGAGAGAGAUCCCACCUGACUGUAGCCGUCUCACAGCUGAGGUUAUAAAGGCAGGACUUCAGAAGGAUCCGGUCAAAAGGGCAUCAGCGUCAGACCUAAAAGUGAAAACUGAUAUAGCUCUGAAAAAAGUUGGAGGCCUCUCUAGCCCAGUAAGGGGACCCUACAUUGAGCCUGUGUUUAUUGCCAGCAAACCCCCAGACUCCCUGCAAAUCUUGAAUGGAAGUGUUGAGUAUGAAGAGGAACAAAAACACCAGGAAUCUGUGCAGAAGCCAGGCAGGUGGAUCAAGAAGCUGUAUAAUGACAAUGAAGCCUUGGAGGCUGAGUCUAAUGACACAAAGCCACGCUCGCUUUGCUGUCCGCAAACUCUGAACUUGGAGUCAAACCACAAACGGGGCAACAACAUCACCAAAAUACCUGAACAUGAGCUACUCAAAGAUUUCUACUUGAGCAGUCUGUCCCAGCCCCAGUCUGCUGAGAUGCAGGAGCAGCUCUUGUCUGGCCUCAGCAGUGACUGGGAGCCAUGGGACAAAAAGCAGGACUCUGGCCGCUGGUCCCUGAGCCCAGUAGACAACUUAAGCUCUGGUGUCUUUUCCUACAAUCAGUCAGAUGUGCAGGUCUUCAGUAUGGAUUUGUUGGGUCACACGCAACUGCCACCACCCUGUUGUUUUGAAGGGGUGGAUGUCUGCAUAAGGGACUUCAACAGGAGAAGUAUCCGGAUCAGAGAGACCCGGCGGGUGAAGGUUGGCCACAUCGCUACUGGAAUCAGUGAUCAGAUCUCAAGGAGGGUUUUCACUCUGGAGACGCAGCAGGGCCAACACAUUGCUCAUGAUGAGGAGGUGCAUGAGUCUGGUCUUGAGCUCAGCUGUGUUCCCGCUGACGACUUCAGCCCUUCCUGGAAGUGGAGGAUAAGAAACGGCAUACUGGAGACACGUUAGAGACCACUGCUCUCCUUCCCCAUCGGCCAAAGUCUCUCCUCAUCCGUUGGUCAUUUUUCCUUGAGCUGAUUUUAAUGUAAAUGCUCCUGCAUUUCUAAAGCACCUUUCUACUUAGUGCUCUGUCAUAUACUGGUGACAGAACUGCUGUGCAGCUUAUGCUGAUACCAUGCACAGCUUGGGGUUCAGUGUCUUGCCCAAGGACACUUGGGCUCAUGACUUGGGGAAGCCAGGAAUCAAGCCACUGCCUCUCCAAUGCGACUUUUAACUUGUCUCUUUCUGUGAGGACCAUAUGUUUUAUCUGUGAAACACUUUAUUACAUUGUGCCUCAUGUUUAAAAUACUGUGAUGGGGUAUUAUCCCAUCAUUUAGCUUUUUUAGCUUAUUGUAAUAUUUACAUGUUCUAAUUGUUUGUUGCAUGCUUUCAAAUAAUCAAUAAACUUUACUUUGUGUGGUA
This is a messenger RNA of Betta splendens (Siamese fighting fish), 3212 nucleotides long. It is a transcript of the gene map3k14a, whose product is annotated as mitogen-activated protein kinase kinase kinase 14a. Gene Ontology annotation, biological process: positive regulation of canonical NF-kappaB signal transduction; protein phosphorylation. The record is from RefSeq and is a predicted model, not a curated record. The transcript has 16 exons. NCBI's taxonomy places the organism in Eukaryota, Metazoa, Chordata, Actinopteri, Anabantiformes, Osphronemidae. Gene Ontology annotation, molecular function: ATP binding; protein kinase activity. Bases 171 to 2759 code for a protein of 862 amino acids.